AUGAAACCGCGCACCUUAUCCUCCCAAUCCACAACCUCCCCCGGCACGGGCUUCACCCGCAAUCCCCUCUCAACAACCUCACGAGUCCUCAUCAUCUACACCGGCGGCACAAUCGGUAUGGCACGUUCCCCGAACGGGUAUGCUCCCGUCCCGAACUACCUCGAAUCCAAGCUCGCCGGACAUACCGAGUUCAACGAUCCAGAAUACUUGGCUUCGAUGAAGAUCCGCGACGGGGAAGAAGAGACGUUUAGGGUUAGGGUGCUGUGUACGCCGGAGAGUGCGUAUGGGAAGAGAGUCAUGUAUUCUAUCCUCGAAUACGACGAAUUGCUCGAUUCUUCGUCCAUCACCCGAAAAGAAUGGAACACAAUCGCCACCUCCAUCGCCCAAAACUACCGCUCCUUCGACGCCUUCCUCAUCCUCCACGGCACAGACAGCAUGGCAUACACCUCCUCCGCCCUCUCCUUCAUGCUCGAAAACCUCGGCAAGACAGUAAUCCUCACAGGUUCCCAAGUCCCACUCUCCGAACUACGGAAUGACGCGCGGGAUAAUUUGUUGGCGAGUUUGGUGUUGUGCGGACAUUGGAUGAUCCCGGAAGUCGGGUUAUUUUUUCAUCAUCGGUUGUUUAGGGGGAAUAGGGUUACGAAGGUCUCCGCGGUGGGUUUCGACGCGUUUCAAUCCGAACCCAACUGUGCGCCGCUCGUGCGCGUCGGAAUCGACAUCGAGGUUAACUGGGAUCUAAUCCUCCGCCAAACAACACCAGCCCCGUUUCGCGUCCAAUCCAUCAACGACGUCCAAGUCCUCUGUCUCCGUCUCUUCCCCGGUAUUUCCGCGAUGAUGGUCCGCUCAAUGGUCACCUCGGCCCCCCUCGCCGGAAUGGUCAUUGAGACAUUCGGAGCGGGAAACGCACCGGGGGAUCCGGAACUGCUUCGGGUGUUCAAGGAUGUGGUCGAGAGCGGUAUCGUGGUCGUCAACUGCACACAAUGCCAGAACGGAAUGGUUAGUCCCGUCUACGCUACCGGGCUAGCACUGGCCCGUGUCGGCGUCGUCGCGGGAAGUGAUAUGACGACCGAAUCCGCACUCACGAAACUUUCUUACCUCCUCUCUAUCGCACCCAAACUACCAUCCUCGGAAGUAGCGACGCUGAUGUCACAAAGCAUCCGAGGCGAACUCACGAACAGCCCCGAUGGACCCCAAUUCCACCCUCCCCACCAAUCCGCCCCGAUCUCGGAUUUCUACCGUCUCAUGCUCGCCAUCUCACAGUCAAACCUCCCGCUCAUCAAAUCCAUCGUCGAUUCCUGUACUCCAGAAGACCAAACUCUUCUUCUCAACACGUACGACUAUAACGGCUUAACCCCCCUCCAUCUCGCCUCCAAACUCGGACACGAGGAAGUUGUCGGAUACUUGUUGGAGAAAGGGGUGAGUGUGCAUGCGAGGACUGGGGGGGAUGGGCAUACGGCGUUGUGGUUGGCGGAGGAGGGGGGGUGGAGGGGUGUUGUUGGGUUGCUUGUUGGGAUUGGGGCGCAUUUGCAUGUGGAGGAGGUGCCAGUAGAUUACCAGUAG
This is a messenger RNA of Saitoella complicata NRRL Y-17804, 1560 nucleotides long. Its product is annotated as asparaginase-domain-containing protein. The coding region runs from base 1 to 1560 and encodes 519 amino acids. Gene Ontology annotation, molecular function: protein binding; asparaginase activity. The transcript has 3 exons. NCBI's taxonomy places the organism in Eukaryota, Fungi, Ascomycota, Saitoellomycetes, Saitoellales, Saitoellaceae. Gene Ontology annotation, biological process: amino acid metabolic process. The record is from RefSeq and is a predicted model, not a curated record.